AGUGGGGGAGGGUCACGUGUGUACACAGGCUCCGCAGCCCUCCAGCAGUAGUAAAGUCUGCUCGGACGGCCCCUUUCCAGAUUAAGUCUAGUCCGAAAAGUUGAUAGAUGAAGAGCGACGCAUCUUUAAAGCAGCUAUUUUCAGGCUUUGUGAGCGUAGGGAGAGUCGAUACGGUUAUCUCAGGAUGUCUGUUAGUCAAAGGAAACGACUGAGAAAUGCCAGUGGUAAUGCUACAUCCAAACUUAAUGCCUCCGUAGGUUUGUCAUCGUGCCAAAUCUAUACGUUUCUGUCGAACUGUUGAGAGUGCUUGACCUGCGUCAGAGCCCAGCAAUGUGGAUCUGCAUGAUUUACAAUGAGACGGACAGCAGCGUGGACAUCCGGCUCUGCCAGGACUUCGGCCUCAUUUUGUCAGUCCUCUCCCUCAUCUACCUCCUGGUGUGCUUCCCACUGGGGUUGUGCUACAAUGUGCUACUGGUCGUGGUCAACCUUUCCAACAAGGUGUCCAUGACCAUGCCGGAUGUUUAUUUCGUUAACAUGGCCAUUGCAGGCCUUGUGCUCAACCUGGUGUCACCCGUGGAGCUGCUGAGCUCCACCUUCACCCGCUGGCAUGCGUGGGAGUACAACAAUGAGGUCUACAUCACCCUGCUCAUCCUCUUCAACAUCUCAUCUCUGGUCAUCAUGUAUUCCACCACGCUGCUCAGUCUUGACUACUACAUAGAGCGGGCGCUGCCUCGUACGUACAUGUCCAGCGUGUACAACACCAAACACGUUUGUGGGUUCAUCUGGGGUGGCGCGGUGCUCACUAGCUUCUCUUCGCUGCUCUUCUAUGUGUGCAAUCACAUCUCCACUAAGAUGGUGGAGUGCUCCAAAAUGCAGAACAAGGAGGCAGCAGACACCAUCAUGAUGUUCAUUGGCUAUGUGGUUCCAGCUGUGGCUGUUCUCUAUGCAUUUGUGCUUAUUUUGCGCAUUAGAAAGGAGUCCACACCUCUGGAUCAGGACUCGGCUCGCUUGGACCCUUCUAUCCACAGGUUGCUACUAGCUUCAGUCUGUGUGCAGUUUGUACUGUGGACCCCAUACUACAUGACCCUGUUGGUACACACCAUUGCUGGUGCACCAGGGUACAUUAGCAAUGCACAGUACUUACCUACCUAUUACUUUUUGAGAUGUGUGUCUAAGUUGCUGGCUUUCUCUAGUAGUUUUGCAAUGCCUCUCAUGUACAGGCAGAUGAACAAGAACUUCUCCAACAAGCUCCAGCGGCUACUCAGGAGGCUGCACUGCGGAAACCAAUCGUGCCCUCACGAACGCUCAACAGUGCAGCAAGUGGUGACGUGAGCUCACCUCCCUGGGAGCUUAGCAACGCCCCUCCCACUCCCCUUUUUCCACCGACACGUAUCUCCCUGCCAACAAAGCCAGUAUCAGACUGGGCCCCCUCGCUGCUCUGGACUGUUUUAAGAGCAACGUAGCUAACUGUGGAAUCUCCUGUCACCUUCCAGAACUAGAUGUGUCCAGCGCUGCAGUGACAGGACAGAGCAAGAAGAAACCACUAAGUGCUGAUAUUUUUUGUCACAGAGUAAAACUCUACUAAGACACUUGGGCUUCUAGUUUGAGAGUGUUAAACUUGGCACAACCAGCCAGUAACUACUCAGUGUUUGCUCUGUUUUAUACAAAAUACCCCAUUAGAAUGGGAAGCCCAAGCACUAUACCAUUGCACUGGGUUCUGUGUUAUGAAUAUUCUGCUAAAGGUGUGCAUGUUUGACUAUAGCAUGACUGACUAAAUAUCAGUGUAUAGGUCUCAGUACAGUAUAUUUUUAAAUCUAGUGAUUCUCUCCAUGAUGCUUUCACCUAACACACAAGCAGAACCCUAAGGUAUAAACUUCAAUUAUCAAGUGAAGCUAAGCUCUUUUGUUUCUAAGGAGAAAUCAACAACCUUGCACUGAUGGAUGUUGGCUGCUCUAUCAACAGCUCACCACAGCUAAUGAAUUUGCACUGUGUGCCAGCAUUGCAACAUUGUGCCUGCUCACUGCCCUCAAGCUCCAGGCCUUGAUCACUUGAAUGAAAGGACUCUUUCUUCUUUUUACUUAAAUGCAUUGAGAGUGAUUCCUCAUUAUCAACAGUAAAUUACUUAAUGGUUUCUUAUAGAAAUUGUAGCUUACCUUCAGAAGCUAUUUUCUUUACUGAUAGCACUACUUCCCUGUAGCUAGAAAUAGCUACUCAUAUAAAGAGAUGUUCUCAUUUCACUUUUAUAGAUCGUGUUCUGAGGUUUUGAUCUACUCACAGACAUAAGGAUAAUAUUCUUUGCAUAUGUCAAGCUCCACAUCCAGUAUCAUAAAAUCAACAUAUGUUCAUUCACAGCACAUUGAAGUCACACAGUACUGCAUAAAAAUGCUUUGUAUUCAGGGUUCAGACAUAACCAGUAUACCUCUUAUGAUCUCUGCUGAAAUCGCAUCACCUGUUACCCAUAAGCUCUAAUUUUCUUGAGUUGAAAGUUUCAGCCAUUAUGUAUUUUGUUAAGCUGUGCUUCUGCAGGAAUUAUGUAUGUAGUGCCUCACACAGUCAGUGAAGUCCACACAGUGUCUCAGAGACAGCCCUGAGUAGAUGGCAUGUACAUUCUCUGAGUUGAAUGCACACUUGUGAGUGGUUGGGAGGUUUUGUCCAGUGGAAAUAUGUAAGGGGACUUUGGUCACACCAGAGGCAUUAUCAGAACUUGCCUGCCAAGCAUUUGCAGACAGGGUGUUUGCCACAGAGGUAGAGUUUAAACUGUAAUGCUGCUCAGAUGCAUUAACGUUUGGCAGUGCUGCUUUGCUUUCUUGUUUGAAACUUGGUGAUAUGUGAACAGACAGCUGUGAUAGUGAUGAAGGCAGUUAAAAGAACAGUUAAAAAGUUGUUCUUGCAUGAAAUCUGUCACAUCACUGCAUGUCUUUGGGUUUUUUUUUUUUUUUUUUUGAAUGAGAGGGCCAGUUUAUGAAUCAUCCCAUGAACAGAAAUGCGAAGUGGGUGGGGCAUUCACUCAAAGACAAAUGAAAGGUGGACACACUCUUAUAUCCUACUCAUAGACAACAAUAAAUGAUAGUCACUUGUCUUUUUAGACAAGUUGUAAUUUACACAUUUAAAUAAACAAUUAUUUUUGGAUUUUACAAAACGAUUGGCAGAUGUACUAGCAGUGAUUUGAUGUUUAUCAUAUAUUGUUAUCAUAUGAAGUUAAUAUCAUGUAUAUAACAUCACGCAUACUGUAUUUUUGAACAUCUCAUGUGCUGUGGAUACUUUGUCUAUGACUGAGGGAUGAAAGUGUACAACAUUGUAAUUUUCGCUGCAGAGCCCCACUCUUGUUAUGCGUAUCUACAAUCAAUCAGUUGGAAGUACUUUCAAUUUUCAGCCGAAACUGUGUGUUUAUAUUAUACCCCAUUCAAAAAAAACAAAAGGCACAUAUUGUGAUAGAGUUAAUCAUUAUUUGAACGUGGUUCAAAGGUCCAAAUGAUUACUGGUAGCUUUGGAUCGAAAGACAAACAGUAGUACAUGGUCAACUGAUAAGUGCUGUAAAUCUAAUCUUGUAACCCUGUAAUGGAGGAAAUUUAAAUAACAUUUCCUAAGGUGGUGUCCAUUUUAAGUGCAGAAGUGGUGCACCACAUAGUUCAUUAUUUUUACAUGUCUAAUUAGGAACAGCCAACAAAUUCUCAAUUUUGGAACCAAAAAUGCUAAUAAAAAUGAAUAUUUAGAUCUAGAUUAGAAUCCACAUCAAACUGCACAAAGUGAAUGAUAAUCUUUUGCCAAAAAUCCAUGAUGACAUUUUUGUAAUACCUUGCUAAAUUAGAGAUGUGACUUGCCAGAGGUAAUAAUUAGCAAUGACCACAAAUGGGUUGAAUGCAUGAUAUUCACAACUGAUGAAGUUUGACUGCUCAGGAGUUUGGUUUGUUAUUUCAGAGGGUCCAUAAUAUCACAUCAGUGUAAAGAAAUACAUGUAAUAAUCACUGAGUUUGGUUAAAUUACUGAAACAGACCAAAAAUCACCCUCAAAGUUCUCAUGUCGAAUGUAUACAGAUACGUUAUAGCUCUUUUAACAGCAAAACCUCACAAUUCUGAUGCUUUUGUGACUGUAUACAAGUGUAUAUGUAUAAUUCAAAAAUAAUGUGUAUAUAUUGUAUGUCAGAGAUUUACAAGAAGAUACCAUGCUCUUUCAAAAAUUCAGUAUUAUUUUCUGAGAUAUAUAUUUAGAUUCUGUAAGCAACUUUCAGCUGAGUCAAAGACUGAUUAAACAAUAAACUAACAUGGAUGUUACCAUUCCUUAUCGCAUUGAAAUGUACUCAGUUAUGUGGAAACAUGUUGAAACAUCUGCUGUGUUCUUUGUUUUUGAAAUCUUCUUGCAGCAACUUGUUACAGAGGGACCAUUUUUGGAAUUGGUGCUUUGUCCUCCAAAAAUGUCCCUUCAAAAGGAAACACCUUUUUUUUUUUUUACUUCUUAGUUAAUUAGUAGGUCUUGUAUUUAUCUACAACUCAAGUGAACAUCAAAUUAAAAUACUCUUAAUUGCAGCUCUUCAACCCUCUAGUCCUGCGAUCAGGUCAGGGCUGUGGGCAGCCUGUCGAGGUUGUUCCUUUCCUCAGUGGGUGACAGUGGGUGUGAAAGAUGCCACAGCUCCCUCCUGCUCACACCGCUACCAGCCGAUUGCUUGUUGCGAGACCCUUUAGCAUCCCAAGUGUACUGGGAAUUAUUUUAUCUUCUGUCAGUCUGACAGUCCAGCGCUGCUGCCAUUCUCAGUGAAAACAAUGUUGUGUAGGUAGGCUACAUCUGAUAACACUGCACUCUGAGAGCUGGGUGGCAUCUGCAAAUAUUGUUAAGUGCUGCAACAGGAAGCUUUCAGGAUGGAGAUGAUGGGGUGACAGAUAACACCAACUGGGGUAAGGUACCUAUCUUGCAGGGAGAAGUAAUCAUAAUGCAUCAGCUGUUGUUACAACUACAGCAACAGACCCAGCAACAAUAACAUUGCAUUGUAUUGCACAAUACUAUUAACAGUAUCCUUAGUACUACAGCACAGAGUCAAACAUAAGAGGUCUGUAAGGAGAGGGAGGCCUUGAAUUAUACUGGUUGUACUACAUCUGGAAAUGAUACGACGAUGGAGUGAGUUGAACAUGGCUGUCAUGGUUGCUGUUUUCCCCUGUGAGUGCUGGAGUUUGGGGGGCUUUGACUUGACUCUUGUUAGCUCUAGAAAACUAACACAAAGAACACAAACUAUCAGGCAGUGUUAAUCUAUUUAUGUGUUGUUUUUGAUUUUUAAAUAAUAGCAAGCUAAAUUUUUAGA
Messenger RNA from Monopterus albus (swamp eel), 5290 nucleotides. It is a transcript of the gene gpr146, whose product is annotated as G protein-coupled receptor 146. Bases 331 to 1332 code for a protein of 333 amino acids. Gene Ontology annotation, cellular component: membrane. Gene Ontology annotation, biological process: G protein-coupled receptor signaling pathway. NCBI's taxonomy places the organism in Eukaryota, Metazoa, Chordata, Actinopteri, Synbranchiformes, Synbranchidae. The transcript is spliced from 2 exons. Gene Ontology annotation, molecular function: G protein-coupled receptor activity. The record is from RefSeq and is a predicted model, not a curated record.